GACAGAAGAAGGGAUGGAAAAGGGAUCGUGGCGGAAACGACGUCGCUGUCGUCGAAGGCGACGACGAUCAGCUUCUGCCUGCUUGUGUAUAUCAAAACGAUCCCGGCAAGGACUCGAAACGGUCAGAAGCCUCUCGGACGGCAAACGGUGCGGUUGUUCAAAACUCUCUGGUUCGCUGUGCAAGGAUAUUUGAGAAUUUGGUUUUGAGUUUGUUAAAGUGUUUGGAAGAUUUUUUGGUUGGGAUAGAUAUUUAUCUCAAACGGAAGACUGAAGAAGAUUGCAGAUGUUGAUCUCAGAAGAAGCAAAGCAAAGACGGUGACGGUGAUGAUUGCAUAAGAAGAGCUCUGGACAAACGAAGAGACCGAAAAGGAUUUCCAAGAAUUUCGGCUGGUUAAGUGGAAGGACUUGAAGUGUUGGACGGACCUAGGGGUGGGAUAGAUUGGAUUUUGUGGCGGAGAAUUUUGUGAAUAGAAGUGGACUAGCGGUGUAUUGGUGCAGCGGAGAUAACGGUAUUGUUGUGCAUAGCUAACUGUGGUAGAUAACGGAACAUUUGGAGCGAAACAAUGGCUCACAAUGUGGAUCUGGUGUGCAAGGAGAUCAUCUACGACGAAGUGGAUAGUCAGUUUGCCGAACCGGACCCGACGAUGAUCGCGGAUGUUCGGGUCAUUCAGAACUUGAUUGGGCUGGAACGGUUGACGAUUCCGUCGUGCAACUACUUCGGCUCGGUACAGCAAGAUAUCAAGCCGAACAUGCGCAAGAUCGUCACCACUUGGAUGCUGGAGGUAUGCGACGAGCAGAAGUGCGAGGAGCAGACUUUCCCACUGGCGGUAAACUUCUUCGAUCGAUUCCUCUGCGCAUGCCCGAUCGAUCGCUACCACCUGCAACUGUUGGGAUGUUGCGCUCUCCUGUUGGCCUCGAAGAUCCGCCAAUGUCAUCCUCUGACGGUGGACGUUCUCAGUGCGUACACCGACCAUGCCGUCUCGCCAGAUCAGAUCAGGAGUUGGGAGCUACUGAUGAUCAGCAAACUGGAGUGGAACAUCACGGCCGUAACGGCGUUCGACUACGUCGAUCAGAUUCUGGAACGCGUCAAAUGGGGAUCGGACGACUCGCGGCUACGGGAGCACGCGCACACCUUGAUCCACGUCUGCAGCACCGAAACCAUCUUCAUGCAGUUGGAACCCUCGCUGCUAGCGGCGGCUUGCAUCGCCUCCGCAAGCCGUGGCCUCAACGUGUCCACCAAGAUGGCCACCGGGUUCGAUCUGUGCCGGUUGACGUUCCACGACAUUGCCAAAAUCGAUUUCAUCGUCAAAAUCAUCGAAGAAAUCGUCGCCAAGGAAAUCGCCGACAAGCAAUUGCAACAGCAGCAGCAACAGAUGGGCGCCAAUGGGGCCGCUGGGGGCAGCUGCAAGGAACAGUACCAGCAAGCACCGCAAAAAGUUGGUGGCGCCACCGUCGAGCAGACGACGUCACAACAGCAGCCCGAAACGCCCACCGAUGUGCAGUUUAUCUACUUUUAACUGUAAACGGGGGACGCUGCGUAGUUUAGGAAUUUUUCCGGGCGUUCGUCGCUGCUUUUCGCAGUGAACGAUCGCCUGGGGAAGCUGUAUCUAUUUUUUCUCUCUAUUGUUUUGAGAUAUUUAUCUGCCAAAAUUUACGCAUGUUGUUAAGAAAGCGAAAGUUAUAUUUUCGAUGAAAUGGGAAUGUAGGCGCUAUUCGUCAUUUGCCGACCCCUCCGAGCAGGGGUGGGUUGAUUGAAAUGUCACUCGGUUGACUGAACCAAAAUUUCAUAUUGUAUAAUAUUUACACUGAAAACAAAAAGCGGAAACCAGAAUCUUUGAAAACUUAGUUAAUUUUCUACAAACAAAAAAACAUUUUUGAUUCGUUCAAAAAACAAAAAAAAACACAAAAUGGUGCGAACAUAGUUUAUCUACUGUUUAUACUUUUUUCUAUUUUCCUAUUUUCUAAGUUUAGCCUUACUUUUUGCCCCUUUUGAAACUUCUAGAUUCUAUUCUGUUUUAGUUUCUCUAUGGAAAACGAAACGUGUUCAACAUUUCCACAUUAUUGUAGCAUAAUCCGGAAUUGUAGCGUAACGAUUACCUGAUAAGAUUUCACUUCUACCAACGCGAGAAAAAUUGUUAAAUUAUUUAUUUAUAUUAACCACUUAGAGACAUCACAACCCGGUUCCUGCUAGUCAGGAACUCUUGGAAUUACCCCCCAUAAACACACCGGCGAAUCUUUUGAUUUUCCGCGUGCCUAAGAUCGAUUGUAAGUCAAUUAGUUUAGCGUUGUAGGAACCCGCCAAAGAUUUACCCUAGGAAACCUACUGCCACCGAAUUCAGCGAAAAAUCCGCCGCAGCCAUAUCGAUUCCACGCGCGAGAAACCAACUAAAUUUAAAAAUACAUUUUUUUUAUUUUCUUUAAAUCGAGAUCUCAUUCACGUUAAGACAACGGUACGGUAAGGUAUUUGUACAAAGGCUAAGGCGUUUAAACUAAGUUAGAGCGAUAAGACUUGUACAUAUUCUCAACCCGAGAAACCAUGGCCUGUAUCGAGAGACGAAAAGUUCUACUUAGCUGGGAAAAAAGCGAAUACAAACGCAUUCAGACAGAGAUUUUUUCCAGAUCGAGUUUCGUUUGUAUUUGUUCUCUAUAAUAAUUGUUAAUCUAGUCUUAAUUAAGAGAAAUUUAUAACACUAAUUUAUACCAAAACAGACACGAAUACGACGCGCUAAAGUUAUACGAAAAGGAGGGACAUCGGGUUUGAAAUAAAGGUUUUUUUUUCUUGUUUCAUACUGUAAUUGUUUUGACCGACUUUUUUUUUACAAACGCGGGAGAUGAUUUAGAUUCGGUGUUGAUCGCAAACGAGAUAUACUCAAAGGACUGUACAUAGAUUUUUGUUCGCGCAGUCGUCGUUCAAGAAAAAUCGUUUGAUAUAUUUUGUCAUCGUUUUAUACUAUUAAAUGAAUCGGAAAUAAAGAGAACUCAAAAUCAA
Molecule: messenger RNA, 2989 nt
Organism: Aedes aegypti (yellow fever mosquito)
Lineage: Eukaryota; Metazoa; Arthropoda; Insecta; Diptera; Culicidae
Product: G1/S-specific cyclin-D2
Exons: 4
Coding region: 564-1517 (317 amino acids)
Biological process (GO): mitotic cell cycle phase transition; regulation of cyclin-dependent protein serine/threonine kinase activity; positive regulation of G1/S transition of mitotic cell cycle
Cellular component (GO): nucleus; cytoplasm; cyclin-dependent protein kinase holoenzyme complex
Molecular function (GO): cyclin-dependent protein serine/threonine kinase regulator activity
Source: RefSeq, a predicted model, not a curated record